CUAGCUAAGAGUGCAGAUUAAGCUAAGCUAUCAAAACAGAUACAAUGGGGUUAAACCGGUGCUUAUCUAAAGUCUCCAACACUCACAUGCUUUCGAAACUAGUGAUUAUUAUAUUGUUAUUUCAAGUUUCUGUUGCCAUUUCUCUGCGGCAGCCUGCAGAUUGCAAGGAUGAGGAGAGCUCUGCCUUGCUGCAAUUCAAGGAAAGCUUUAUUAUUGACAGAUCUGCUUCUGGUUAUGAUGGUGCUUAUCCAAAGGUUUUGUCGUGGAAACAAAACAACAGCUGCUGUUCAUGGGAUGGUAUCGAGUGUGAUCAGAGUACGGGUCACGUGAUUGGCCUUGAUCUCAGUAGCAGUUGUCUAUAUGGCUCCAUCAACUCCAACAGCACCCUCUUCCGCCUUGUUAAUCUUCAGAGCCUGAACCUUGCUGACAAUAACUUCAACUACUCUGAAAUUCCUACAACCAUUAGGAAUCUCCCAAAGCUCAGGUACCUCAACCUCUCUGCCUCUGUAUUUUCUGGCCAAGUCCCAUCUGAAGUUUCACAGUUGUCCAAGUUGUCAUCCCUUGACUUAUCUCUGAAUCUUGAUGGUGUUUCUAUUGACGGGUUAUUGACCCUUAACCCAUCCUAUCUGGCAAGCCUUGUUCAUAACUUAACUAGACUUGAAAAUCUUUAUCUAGGCUACAUUACCAUAUCAUCAAAAAUUCCUGAAUCCGUUGCGAAUUUGUCAUUUCUGACAUCCCUCUCUCUGAGGAAUUGUCAAUUGUUUGGGGAAUUUCCAGUAAGAAUUUUCCAGUUACAAAACUUGAAACUUCUUAGUGUGAGAAACAACCCAGAUCUUACUGGUUAUCUGCCUGAAUUCAAUCAAAGUAGUCCUCUGUCAUCACUCGUACUUGCUGGAACUAGGUUCUUCGGAAACCUACCUUCUUCAAUCCAAAAGCUUGAUUCUUUGGUAGAGUUGAAUGUGGGUGGAUGCAAUUUUUCAGAAGGGUUGGUUCCCUCUUUUCUUGGUAAGCUUAGACAGCUUACUUAUCUCGACAUUUCAAAAAACAAUUAUGGCGGUCCAAUUCCUGAUUCGUUGGCAAAUCUUACACAAUUGACUGUGUUUAGGAUUGGUACGAGUCACUUAACAGGUCCAAUACCAUCUUGGUUAGGAAACUUCAGCAUACUGAUUUACCUAGACUUUUCUUAUAAUAGAUUGAAUGGUUCAAUUCCACAGACAUUUUCCAAUCUCAUAAAUCUUGAGAUUCUUUAUCUUCAGUACAAUGACCUGAGUGGUACAGUGGAGUUUCAAAUGUUUGAAAAUCUACAAAAUCUCUACCAACUCCAUCUAAAUGGUAAUAAUCUGCAAUUUCUCACUGAAUCCACAAUUGUGAAUGCAUCUCUUCCCCAAUUUACAAUUCUAGGAUUGAGUUCGUGCAACAUAAGAGAGUUCCCAUCUUUCUUAAGAUAUCAAAAGAAUUUGCAGAAGUUGUACCUUGCUGAAAACAAACUCUAUGGUCAAGUACCGAAAUGGAUGUGGAAUAUGAGCAUAGAUACUUUGAUGUACUUGGACAUUGAUCAAAACUUCCUUACAGGCUUUGAGCAACCUCCAGUUGUCCUUCCUUGGGUUAACCUUCGAUUUUUAAAGCUCUCUUCCAACAUGUUCCAUGGACCACUGCCGAUACCUCCACCAUCAAUCCUAGGCUAUGAAAUUCAGGACAAUAAACUGAAAGGAGAAGUUUCACCAGAGAUUUGCAACCUGAGUUCUAUUCAGGCCCUUGAUUUGUCCAACAACAACUUGAGUGGCGUGCUUCCACACUGUAUCGGAAACUUCAGUGACCGUCUGAUACUUUUACUUCUAGCAAAUAACUCCUUCCAAGGGAUUCUUCCACAAACAUACAGUAAGAAAAGCAACUUGAGGAUGAUUGAUGUUAGUUAUAACCAAUUGCAGGGGCAAUUACCAAGGUCGCUGGCUAACUGUGUGAUGCUUGAGACUUUAAUUCUGUCAGACAACAAAUUCCAAGAUGUCUUCCCCUCUUGGUUGGUGACUCUUCCAGAGUUAAAAGUGUUGGCAAUGCGCCAUAAUGGUUUCCAUGGAGUUAUCGGAAAGCCUGAAAACAAUAAUGGUUUCCUGAACUUGCGCAUUUUAGAUCUAUCUUACAAUAAUUUCACAGCGAAUAAAGGUGUGGACAGAUACUAUUCAAAAAUUCAAGAAGCCUUUGCAGCCAUUGAUAUCUCAAGCAAUAAAUUUGAAGGGAAGAUUGAUGAACUGAUUGGGAAUCUAAAAGGGCUUCGCUCGCUCAAUGUUUCCAAUAACAUUUUCACCGGUGAGAUCCCAUCAUCUUUGGAAAACUUAACACUGCUGGAGGCAUUGGACCUUUCACAGAACAAGCUCUCAGGAGAGAUCCCCCAACAGCUGGUGCAGCUGACAUUCCUUUCACAAUUCAAUGCUGCUCACAACAGGCUCACAGGUCCUAUACCCGAAGGAAACCAACUUGCUACAUUCAAUAGCACUUCCUAUGAGGGAAACCCUGGAUUAUGUGGAGAUCCGUUGCCAACCAAAUGUGGAAACCCAAUGGCCCAUCAACUGCGUCCUCCAACUGUACAAGAUGCUUAUUCUUCUGAGUCCAGAAUUGAAUGGAUAUUUGUUGUGGCAGGAUUUGGAAGUGGUUUGGUGCAGGGAAUAAUUCUUGCAGAUCUUAUGAUCAGAAGGAGGUAUGCAUUGUUUCUUAAAAUUGUUGACAUGCUUGUCAGAACAGUGAAAAGGAGAAGGUAGAGUAGGAGAGGUGGAAUUGAAUGCAUCUAUUGUUGGUUAUGAAUCUCUAUUAAAACAGUAAUGUACAUUGAAGUUUUCUAAAAUCAUUCUCUAGCUAUCUAGAUUAGUCUAGAACAUGUUCUGAAGUACUUAGUCUAGAUUAAUCCAUAAUGAUCAUGUAAUCAUACCUCUAGUGAAGUUCUAGUGUUGUGUAUCAGUGUGUGGUUAAUAAUUAACCACAUAAGCUUACCACAGACAUUAGCUUAUGUGGUUAUGAAUCUUUGUAUCUCUCAGUUUUUCCCUGUGCUUGGUAG
This is a messenger RNA of Rosa rugosa (rugosa rose), 3046 nucleotides long. Its product is annotated as receptor-like protein 7. Gene Ontology annotation, molecular function: protein binding. The record is from RefSeq and is a predicted model, not a curated record. NCBI's taxonomy places the organism in Eukaryota, Viridiplantae, Streptophyta, Magnoliopsida, Rosales, Rosaceae. The transcript is spliced from 2 exons. The coding region runs from base 45 to 2753 and encodes 902 amino acids.